GCGCUGAUUGGUUGCUCUCAGUCUCAGUCCCUCAGAGCAAUGGCGGCCUCUUCUCCGCGUGUCUCAGUGCCGGUCGGAUGUAUCGGAGCCGGGCGAAUGGCUCAGGGGAUCCUGGAGGGGAUUCUACACAAAGGGGAAAUCACACCUCAGAAUGUCAUGGUGAGUGCCCCAACGGAUCGCAAUCUGGAGAAAUUGAAGGCUCGCGGCUGUUGCACAUCACAUGAUAACCGAUCUGUCGUCUCUAACUGCCGAGUGGUGUUUCUGGCCACCAAGCCCCAUAUCAUUCCCUCCGUCCUACAAGAGAUUUACCCCAAAGUGACGGCUGAUCACCUGAUCAUUUCUAUGGCUGCCGGAGUCACGCUGGAGACCCUGGAGAAGAAUCUGCCCCUGGGGAGUAAAGUUAUCCGCAUGAUGCCCAACUUGCCCUGUGUGCUUCAGGAAGGGGCAAUUGUAUUUUCGCGGGGGCAAUGUGCCGGUGAGGUGGAGGCCGAUGUGUUUGAGAGUCUGGUCCGUACGUGUGGUCUGUGUGUGGAGGUCCCACAAUCCUGUAUCGACAUUCACACGGGGGUGAGCGGCAGCGGGGUGGCUUAUGUUUACACAUUCGCUGAAGCGCUGGCAGACGGGGCAGUUAAGAUGGGGAUGCCCAGUGCCCUCGCCCGACAGAUUGUAGCUCAGACUUUAGUGGGGGCAGGCAAGAUGCUUCUGCAGAGUGAGGAGCACCCAGCGAGUCUCAGAGCGGACGUGUGUACCCCAGGAGGGACGACAAUUUUUGGGCUCCACGAGCUGGAGAAGGGGGGCCUCAGGGCGGCAGUGAUGAACGCUGUAGAAGCCGCUACCACAAGGGCAAUGGAUAUGGGGAGAAAGUAGAACUAUCGCUACUGAUCCUACUGGGCAUGAAAACGGUUCAGAGAAGUGGCAGUUGUGGGUCAGGCUGUAAAUUAGACACAUGAUUGUGUAUAAGAACUGGACCAAUAGAAACUCUGCUCCACCUGCUGCCUCCCAAUAUGGCUCCUGGGGCUGUGAUGUCAAACAGGAGAGUAUCGUGAAUGGAAAAGACAAAUGUAUCAAAUAAAUACAUAAAAAUCUGUUGCACAAAUUCUGAAGAAUAAAAUACACAAGGAUUAUU
Messenger RNA from Xenopus laevis (African clawed frog), 1126 nucleotides. RefSeq names its product pyrroline-5-carboxylate reductase 3 L homeolog (gene pycr3.L). NCBI's taxonomy places the organism in Eukaryota, Metazoa, Chordata, Amphibia, Anura, Pipidae. Bases 40 to 867 code for a protein of 275 amino acids. The transcript has 6 exons. Gene Ontology annotation, cellular component: cytoplasm. Gene Ontology annotation, molecular function: pyrroline-5-carboxylate reductase activity. The record is from RefSeq and is a predicted model, not a curated record. Gene Ontology annotation, biological process: L-proline biosynthetic process.